CAAAUUUCAUGCACCAGGCCUCUAGUUUUAAAAUAAAAAUGAAUAUAGAGCUUUGAAAUGAAAUUGACCAGGACAGGAAGUGCUUAUAUGACGGAUGGAAAUGACACCCAGUCCCUUAGAGGUGGGCAGUUUAGCUUUGGCUCUCACUUGAAAACCCCUGAAUCUUCCCAUUACUACCUAAUUCACUCUCAGAAGUCAAAACUGCAGCAUGCUAAUCUGCCCUGUCAUAGGCUUUUCUUGAGUCCUUAUCAGCCUUCCUCAGUGGGUAAUGUUAUGAAGACUGGGAGAGUCUGGCAGGGUUCCUGCUCCUCCCAGGCUGAUAUCAAAGAGCCACAGGACUGUGACAAAAAGCAAACAUUCAGAGGAAAGCCAGAUGUGGAACUGAAACAACAAGAGAAGAAGCAAGAGUAUCAGCACACAGGGGCUGCUGAGAUGGAAUGUCUCCAGACCAAUACAGAAAUGCUCUAUCCUGAGAUAAUUGUAGACGUGGGCACAGUGACUUUUGGAGAAGAGAACCGGAAGAAGAUGACCAAUAACCAGUUGAAAAGAAAUGAGAAUUCUAAAAUCAUCCAAGCCGCCUGUGCACUGUUAAAUUCUGGAGGGGGUGUGAUCAAAGCAAAGAUUGAUGAUAAAACCUACAGCUACCGCUGCCACGGGCUGGGACAGGAUCUGGAGACUUCUUUUCAGAAGCUCCUUCCUUCAGGCUCACAGAAAUACCUUGACUACAUGCAACAGGGGCACAAUCUCUUGAUUUUUGUCAAGUCAUGGAGCCCAGAUGUUUUCAGCCUCCCCCUAAGGAUCUGUAGCUUGCGUUCCAAUUUAUAUCAGAGAGAUGUGACUUCCGCUAUAAACCUGAGUGCUAGCAGUGCCCUAGAACUUCUCAGACAGAAGCAAUCUAGAGCCCAAAGAGGAAGACCCAGGGUGAAGGAGCUGCAUCCUCAGAAAGUUCUUGACAGACACAUUCAGGAAGAGGAAGAUAUGAGGCUGUCUGCCUCAGAAUUUCUUAAAAAGGACAAACUCAUGUAUAAAGAGAAACUCAACUUUACUGAAUCAACACAUGUUGAGUUAAAAAGGUUCACCACCAAAAAGAUUGUCCCUAGGACUAAAGAAAUGUUGCCUCAUUACAUUUCUGCAUUUGCCAACACCCAUGGGGGAUACCUAAUUAUCGGGGUAGAUGAUAAGAGCAAAGAAGUGUUUGGAUGUAAGAAAGAAAAAGUGAACCCUGACUUAUUAAAAAAAGAAAUAGAAAAUUGCAUAGAAAAACUGCCUACAUUCCACUUCUGCCAUGAAAAGCCAAAGGUGAAUUUCACUACCAAAAUCUUGGAUGUCUACCAAAAGGAUGCCCUGUAUGGUUAUGUCUGUGUUGUUCAAGUGCAGCCCUUCUGCUGUGUGGUAUUCACAGAGGCUCCAGAUUCGUGGAUCAUGAGGGACAAUUUGGUCGCAAGGCUGACGGCAGAGGACUGGGUGACUAUGAUGCUGGAUAUUCCACCAGCUACCUCCAGUUUGGCUACAGACUACAGCCUUCACCCGAUUUCACCAGCUUCAUCUGCACUAAGAAGCUCAUCAUAUCCUAUGAAAGUCCUGGAAUUUAAGGAAGUUCUACAACAACGUUUGCUUCCAGUGACACAGGAAGAGAUACAAUUUAAACCAGAAUCCCUCUGUAAGACACUGUUCUCAGAACAUAAAGAACUGGAGGAAUUCAUGAAGACACAGAUAUGUCCUAUCUCACAGGGGAUUGUGAUAUUUUCUCGAAGCUGGGCUAGUGAUAUUGGCUUAAGGAAAGAGCAGAAUGUCUUGUGUGAUGCUCUCCUAAUAGCGGUGAACAGCCCCCUGGUACUCUAUACAAUCUUGAUGCACCCGAGUGGGCCCGAGGGGCCUGAGUAUGCCCGAACCACUGCUCGUCAGUUAAAGCAGAAACUGGGAACUGUUGGUGGUUACACGGGGAAAGUGUGUGUCAUUCCGAGACUACUGCACCUGCCGGACACACAGUCUAGACCCUGUGGAAUCCCUGUCCACUACCCCCAAUCCUACCAGCUUGCUGAUGAGGAGGAAAUGGAAGACUUGUUGCAGGCCCUUAUCGUGGUGGUCUUGCUGUGCUCUCGAUCCCUUCUGAGUGACCGGCUGGGCUGUGAAUUUUUCAACUUGCUCAUAGAGGAGCAGUGUGAGUUGCUUUCAGAGAGCCUUCAAGAGACGCGAGAAUUGUUCAUCCACUGCUUCCCAGGAACCAGGAAGACAGCCCUCGCCAUAAAGAUCAUGGAGAAAAUCAAGGACCUAUUCCACUGCAAACCAAAAGAGAUCCUCUAUGUUUGCGAACAUGACUCCUUAAAGGAUUACGUGGCCCAACAAACCACCUGCCAGGCUGUGACGCGGAAAACCUUCAUGCAAGGGGAGUUCCUAAAGAUUAAACACAUAGUGAUGGAUGAGACGGAGAAUUUCUGCAGUGUAUAUGGUGAUUGGUACAAGAAGGCUAAGAGUAUCACCCAUCCAGAGGUGAGGGGAGCUGGAAGGAAAAACCUUCAUCACGGGGUUCUCUGGCUUUUCCUGGACCCCUUCCAAGUCCAUCAUGCUGAUGUCAACGGCCUCCCCCCUCCAUCUGCUCAGUUUCCUCGGAAAACAAUCACCAAAGGGAUCCACUGUUCUCUGGAAAUAGCAAUGGUCAUGAAACAAGAAAUGAAGAAGAUCAAAGAAAGUCCUCCGCCCAACAUGUUUCUGGACACACUGGCACUGUUCAGGGAAGCCGCCUACGAGGAAGCAAUGCGUGCCCAGGCUCUUCCUGGGGUGUGUGAAACAGAGACCAACCUGACAAUAGAACAAAUUGCAAAGUACGUGGCAGAAAGAUGUCACAACCUGUUCCAAUGUGGCUAUCUGCCCAAAGAUAUAGCAAUUCUGUGCAGGAGAGGGGAGGACAGAGGACGCUAUGAGCUUGCACUGCUAAAAGCAAUGGAAUUAUUUGAGACCCACAGAGCAACAGAAGUUGUGUUCAGCCAGGCCCCUGGUGUUUUGGGCAGUCACAUCAUUUUAGACAGCAUUCAGCAGUUUUCAGGCCUAGAGAGGAAUAUUGUGUUUGGGCUUAGCCCAGAAUGCAGUCCUUCAGAGGAAACUCAUAGGCUCUCCUUUGCCUCAAGAGCCAUUAAACACCUCUACCUGCUUUAUGAAAAGAGAACAGCUUUCUGAAAAUUAUUUCAAACAGUACAGGAAGCCAUAGGAGCAGAGUCCCUUCUCCCAGGCAGGUGGCAGGUACUCCUUUUAGCAUAUUACAAAUGAGGAGCUCAAGGCACAAUCAGUAUGGCAGAGAGCCACAGAAACGUCUCUUGGGACUGAUCCUGCCACUGCAUUUUGCAGUGUCACUGUCCUUUUCCCAGUCUACUUCACCUCCUCAAUGUACAAUUACAACAGACUUAUAAUUGGUCCCCUGCCUCUGGUUUUACCUUGUCCAAUCCAGCCUUCAUCCUGUCAACCAGAGAUGUUCUCCUCAAACAGAGAACUGAUUUUUAUGACAUUCCCUGCUAGUGUAUCUUCAGUGAGUCCCUGCAAUGUUGAAACCAAGCCAUUUUUCAAGGCUUUCCAUGAUAUACCCUGACUUACUCGCUUAAAACAGUAUUAUGUCUCCAUCUUCCAGUGUUUCUAAUGCACCCAGCCUUGCUGACCUAUUUUGGGGAUGGAAGGUAGGGUGGCCUUCAGGCUACUUACUUUGACUGGGUCUCUCAGGGUAGUACCUUGGUUGGCACCUCAUACUGGCUGUGGGUCCCAAGCUUCGUAGGGUCAGAACUUGAUUUCCUCUUUGCACCAAGUUUGGAUCAGUUUCUUGGGGAUGGCUCUGUGUUAAUCAAGCUCACAAAAGACCAAGGCAUAACUGACAAUUUACAAUGAGGAUUAUAGUAAUAAGUGGGCCAGAUGCUCUUGCUAAUCAGCACAUGCAGUAGUAACAUAGGAGGCCAAAUUACAUAAGCAUAGCUUUACAGCAAGGGGAGCUGAUAAUAUGAUCAAAUGUAUGGCUUAAAGCUAUGAUAGACUAUUGCAAACACAUCUACAAUAGGAAUAUUUCCAUCACAAGGUCAGAUUUACCAAAAAAAGCAAAUUUAGAAUGCUAAGAGUGACUAGUUGUUCCAUAUUCUUUGCCUUAAAUGAUUUUUUCUUUCUGAGUUUCUAAAGUAAACCAUCAACCUUCCCCUCACUCCUCUCAACACAUAACAGUACUUUACUCACAUUCAUUUUCUACCAGUUAAUACUUUCAUCUAGACUAGAAACUGCUUCUACCCUGCUGUUGGCCUGGGACAUAGUCUGUCUAUCAGGGGUCUUUGCACAUCCCUAAACUCUUCCAUUAUGAUUUGGUGUUAAUUUUAUAAUUCAACUUUAAGAGUUCAUGGGGAGCCUGGAUGGCAAUUCUACCACCUAGGUGCCUCUACAUUCUUGGCUCCUGGCUGUGCCAGUGCCAUUUUCUCAACCUUCAAACCCUUUUGUGCUCCCUCUAUCUGUUGAAAUUCUUACUUGCCAAUCAAGUCCUUGUUCAAGUCCUUGUUCGGUUAAACUUGGUCUUUUCUUUCACAGCCUUUCUAUGGCUUAAAAAAAUGUGUUUAAAGGAUAACACCCAACUCAUUCUAAACUAUACCAAAGAAGUAGUUGUUGGCAUAGCAGAGUCUAUGUAAUACCUUCCUAUCACGUCUUCUUGCCAAUGUAUGUGCAAUAUAUUAGAAAUAAAAUCAGAGGUCCCUUUGUCUAGUCAGCUCCCAAAAUAACUAAGCCAAUAAUUGCUCUUCAAUGCAAUUUUGUUUUUCUGUCUGUAAGGUUUUUUAAGUUGCUUUGGAAUUAUUCCUCUUUCUGGACUAUUUUUAACUUCUAGAAAAGUUAGGACAACUUUAUUAAUGCUGGUGAGGCCUCGAUGCAGGAGAAAGUAUGGAAAUAUUCUUUUGGCCAUAAUUUCAGAUAAAGCCCAUCCCUUUCCACUAGGUAGGUGAGCAGGCAGGGCUUGCAAAGUGCUCUUAGCUGCCUUUCUGAACGGCUCAGACCACCAGAUGGGCCACUGUGAAUUGUCCUGUCCAGAGAACCUUUCUCUUACCUCCUUGCUGCACCAAUUACUUGAUGUUAUUCCUUAUAUCUUUCCUUGGGGGCUUCAGGGUACUUUUAGGUGGGAUAAAAUGAAGUUCAGCAAGUAAUUCGUUUUUGAUGGUGCAAAAGAUACCAGUGUGUUAACAUUUGGAUAAUGGAAGAAGUGUGAAUUCUCUAAAAAUAAUUUAAAGGAUCAAAAGUGGAGGGGGAUUGCGGGAGUGAAAAGAACAGGGAACUGCUAUACAGUAUUUUAAUCAUAAACCUCAGGACCAUUUAACUUUUUAAACUAUAUGCAUACAUUAUGUAAUUUUUGAUAAAAUAAUUUAUUUUUAAAAUAAUUGUUUUAAUUUGAGAGUCCUUAUCAGUUCUUAGUGCACUCAAACAGCUCAGUCAGGUUUAAAGUAGAGGCCUAAUCCAGUGAUUCUCAACCCUGGAUGCUCAUUAUGAUGAUCGGAGGAGCUUUAAAAAUACCAGUGAUCCAGCCAGACACCAGACCAAUUAAAUCAGAAUGCCUGGACAUGUCUUGGACAUUGAUAUUUAUUAAAAGUUGUCCAGAUAAUUCUAGUUUUUCACCAGGGUUUAGAACAUGGGACCCAUCUACUAGUCUGUUCUUUCUGUCCUCAAACUUCUCUUCCCAUUAGAUUGUGAGAUCCUUGAGGGUAAGGAUGGUCAUUUACACAUCUUUAUUUCCCCAAAGCAACUACUGUAGUACCUCAAACAUGGAAGGUGCUCAUAAUUAUUUGUUGAAUGGAUUUGCUACUUUCAGAGGAUCAGAAUCUACUAGGGAUAAAGUUUAUAUUUAAUGAAAUGAAUACCUAAUUUUGGAGACUUCAAAGAGGUCAAUGUGGAGAAUAAUCAGCACUGCAAUAAUGAAGAAUAAGAGGAUAAUGGAAUUUAAGCUGUUUUUUUAGGCAACAGGCAAAGUUAAAGAUCCAUGUUGAUGGGAGUUCAUUAGGUUUGAGUUUGAGAUUAGCAAUUGGUGGGGACUAAGAAUAAUUGACUAUCUUGCUUGUUCUUAGAAUUCUAAAUUUUUCUAUAGACCUUUAAUAUAAUGGAUAAAACAGUUAGUUUGAUGAACUAAUUUGCCUGCUAUAAGAAGUUCUAAAACUUACUUUUAAAAAGAAGGGUAUACCUGGCCUGGUAGCUCAGUUGGUUAGAGUAUCAUCACAAUAAACCAAGGUUGCAUGUUCAAUCCUUGGUCAGGGCCCAGACAAGAUGUAAUUAAUGAAUGCAUAAAAAAUGGAACAACAAAUAGAUGUUUCUCCCUUUCUCUUUCUCUCCCUUCCUCUCUCUAACAUCAGUUAUAAUAUAAAUAAAUAAAGUUAAAAAAAUAAAAAGAAGAGUAGUAUACUUCUAUUGUGUUAAAUUUGAGAAGUGGAGAAAGGCAAAUAAAAAGUUCUUAUUA
Molecule: messenger RNA, 6451 nt
Organism: Myotis lucifugus (little brown bat)
Lineage: Eukaryota; Metazoa; Chordata; Mammalia; Chiroptera; Vespertilionidae
Gene: SLFN14
Product: protein SLFN14
Exons: 5
Coding region: 58-3174 (1038 amino acids)
Biological process (GO): mRNA catabolic process; rRNA catabolic process
Molecular function (GO): ribosome binding; RNA endonuclease activity
Source: RefSeq, a predicted model, not a curated record